CCUGGAGGGAACGCAAGCGAAAAGAAAGGUCUCCACGCAGUGGCUGAUCACCUGGAAAGGGACCGAACCCCACACCCAAGCUCUUCAGCCCCUGCCUCACCCCUAACCCCAGCCUUGACCUGGCCCCAGGCCCAGCCGUCCCCACCAUGACAAAGGAGUAUCAAGAUCUUCAGCAUCUGGACAAUGAGGAGAAUGACCAUCAGCACAGAAAAAGGCCGCCUCCUCCUCAUUCAUUCAGUCGGCGUCUCUGCACCGGACCCAGCCUCCUCCUGGUCUCCAUGGGCCUUAGCCUCCUGCUGCUAGUCGUUCUCUGUGUGAUCGGAUCCCAGAACUCCAAGCUGCAGGAGGAGCUCAGCGCCCUGAGAGAGACCUUCAGCAACCUCACAGUGAGCACAGAGGCCAAGGUCAAGGCCCUGAGCGUUCAGGGAGGAAAUGUGGGCAGAAAGGUGAAGUCCCUGGAGUCCCAGCUGGAGAAACAGCAGCAGGAACUGAAUGCAGAUCACUCCAGCUUGCUGCUCCACGUGAAGCAGUUUGUGUCUGACCUGCGAAGCCUGAGCUGUCAGAUGGCUGUCCUCCAGGGCAAUGGCUCUGAAAAUGCCUGCUGCCCAGUGAACUGGAUCGAUUAUGAAGGCAGCUGUUACUGGUUCUCUCGCUCGGGGAAGUCCUGGCCGGAGGCUGAGAAGUACUGCGAGUUGGAGAACGCCUACCUGGUGGUGGUGGGCUCCUGGGAGGAGCAGAAAUUUAUACAGCACCACAUGGGCCCUGUAAGUACCUGGAUAGGCCUCACGGAUCAAAAUGGGCCCUGGAAAUGGGUGGACGGGACGGACUACGAGACGAGCUUCAAGAACUGGGCACCAGAGCAGCCAGACGACUGGUAUGGGCAUGGGCUCGGAGGGGGUGAAGACUGUGCCCACUUCACGGCGGAGGGCCGCUGGAAUGAUGACAUCUGCUUGAGGUCCUACCGCUGGGUCUGUGAGGCCCGUCGGGACAGAGGCAAUGACAGCUAAGAGCCUCCUCUCCCCUAAUUUAUUUCCUCAAUGCCUUUACCUGCCCUAGGGGUCCUGGUUUGGGGCCCUUCUAUCUAGGGGCUUCUGGAUUUUCAUCUAAGAUUUUAGAGGGAAAGGGGAAGGAUAGUGUCUGAGAAAUGUAGAAUGAUGUUUAGAGGGGCAAGGAGAUUGAAACCUAUGCUGCUUUCUAUGGUUUGCAAGU
This is a messenger RNA of Budorcas taxicolor (takin), 1209 nucleotides long. RefSeq names its product asialoglycoprotein receptor 1-like. The coding region runs from base 147 to 1007 and encodes 286 amino acids. The transcript has 8 exons. The record is from RefSeq and is a predicted model, not a curated record. Lineage: Eukaryota; Metazoa; Chordata; Mammalia; Artiodactyla; Bovidae. Gene Ontology annotation, biological process: biological process involved in interspecies interaction between organisms. Gene Ontology annotation, cellular component: external side of plasma membrane. Gene Ontology annotation, molecular function: D-mannose binding; fucose binding.